This is a messenger RNA of Zychaea mexicana, 837 nucleotides long. Its product is annotated as DNA glycosylase. The annotation marks the transcript as partial. The transcript is spliced from 6 exons. The record is from RefSeq and is a predicted model, not a curated record. Gene Ontology annotation, cellular component: nucleus. NCBI's taxonomy places the organism in Eukaryota, Fungi, Mucoromycota, Mucoromycetes, Mucorales, Lichtheimiaceae. Gene Ontology annotation, molecular function: DNA-(apurinic or apyrimidinic site) endonuclease activity; DNA binding; 4 iron, 4 sulfur cluster binding. Gene Ontology annotation, biological process: base-excision repair; base-excision repair, AP site formation; nucleotide-excision repair.
ACGAAAAAGCCGACGACGCCGAUCAAGCGCGCCAAAAUAAAAAACGAACAACAGACAUUUGACGAGCCUCAGAAUUGGCGCACUGUGUAUGAGCGGAUACGGGAGUAUCGAACAACUGUAACUGCACCCGUUGACACUAUGGGCUGCGAACGGCUUGCGGAGGACAAAGUGCCGGAAAAGGUAUCGCGGUUCCAGACGUUGGUAUCGCUGAUGCUAUCCUCGCAAACAAAGGAUACGGUGACGAGUGCAGCUGUCAAAACUUUGCAAUCGUCAUUGCCAGGUGGUUUGACGUUAAACAGCAUUCUACAAGUGGAUGAAAAGGUUCUAGAUAGUUACAUCAAGAGUGUUGGAUUCCAUAAUCGAAAAGCAAAGUAUAUCAAGGACGCGGCUGUCAUUUUACGAGACACGUAUAAUGGCGAUAUCCCGAACACUAUUGAAGGGCUGACAAGUUUACCCGGCGUGGGACCUAAGAUGGGAUAUCUCGCUCUGCAAUGUGCAUGGAAAAUAAAUGCUGGCAUUGGCGUUGAUGUACAUGUGCAUCGGAUCAGCAACCGUCUUGGAUGGUGUGACACUGCCAAUGGGCUACCGGAAGAUACCCGAAAGCAACUGGAGUCUUGGUUACCGAAAGAAUAUUGGCGACCCGUCAAUCCUUUGUUGGUUGGCUUUGGACAAGUAACAUGUCUUCCCCGGGGCCCAAAAUGCGGUGAGUGCCCGGUUAGCGAAUACUGCCCGUCUGCAGUUACAGCUGUAAAGAAGGUCAAAAAGGUAAAGAAAGAGGUGACUGUCGAUCCGGGUGAUCAUCAUGUCAAGGUCAAACUCGAGGAAGAUCAACAUGAU